AUGAAUGGCGUUGAUUUACCUCCUAGCCCUCCUUCUCUUCCAAUCAUCGGUCAUCUCCACCAUCUUCUCUUCUUUUUCUUACACCACAAGUCUUUCCAACUCCACAAGUCUUUCCAUACACUCUCUUCCAAGUAUGGACCUCUCCUCCAUCUCCAAUUCUUUUUCUUUCCUGCCAUCCUAGUCUCUUCAGUCCCUCUAGCCUACGAGAUCUUCACGACCCACGACGUGAACAUUUCAUCUCGAAACCUCCCUACGAAGGAAGGGUACCUCCUUUUCGAUACUUCUGGAUUUGUUACCGCACCUUACGGAGAAUACUUUAAGUUCAUGAAGAAACUCACUGUUACAAAUCUGUUUGGACCCCAAGCAUUAGAGCAUUCACGAAGCAUCCGCGCAGAUGAGCUUAAGAGGUUAUACAAGAACCUGGUCGAUAAGGCGAAGAAGAAAGAGAGCGUUGAGAUUAAGAAGGAAGCGAUGAAGCUCAUAGGAAAUAUCAUUUGCAAGAUGAGCUUCGGAAAGAGUUUUACAAAGGAUCACGGCGAGACAGAGAGUUUCCAAGGUUUGUUUGCCAAGUCAAGUGGUUCCAAGAAGAAGAUGGUUUUGGAAAUCUUGUUGUUCAGACAGCUAGAUAAGCUUGGAAUUUCAUUUUUCAAAAAGGGUGUACCAGGUGUUUACAAAAAAUUCGACGAGCUGCUAGAGAAGAUUCUAUUGGAACACAAAGAGAAACCUAACAUGAAUGGAGACACGGAUAUGAUGGACGUGUUGUUGGCAGUUUAUGAAGACGAAAACGCAGAUUACAAGAUCACUAUGAACCACAUCAAGGCGUUUUUCGUGGAGCUUAUUUUUGGAGGCCUUGAUACCAACGUGAACACAAUACAAUGGACAAUGGCCGAGAUCAUUGACAAACCGAUUAUCAUGGAGAGACUGAGAGAAGAAAUUGAUUCCAUUGUAGGGAAAUCAAGAUUGAUUCAAGAAACGGAUCUACCAAACCUCCCUUCCUUGCAAGCUGUCAUCAAGGAAGCACUAAGAUUACACCCUCCAGCCCCUCUCGUACUAAGGGAAAUUCAACAAGGAUGUAAGAUAGGAGGGUUUUUCGUACCGGAGAAAACUAAACUUAUAAUUAACCUUUAUGCUGUAAUGAGAGAUCCAAACUUCUGGGAAGACCCUCUUGAGUUCAAGCCAGAGAGGUUUCUAACUUCUUCAAGAUCAGGGCAAGAAGAUGUGAGAAAUGAGCAAGCAAUGAAGUAUCUUCCUUUUAGCGGUGGAAGGAGAGGAUGUCCUGCAUCAAAACUAAGUUAUAUGAUAUUAGGAACAGCAAUAGGUAUGAUGGUGCAGUGCUUUGAGUGGAGAAUCCAAGGAGAGAAGGUCAACAUGGAUGACUCCUAUAAAGGAUUCAACAAAACCAUGGCUCAUCCUCUUACGUUGACUCCUGUUUCUCGAGUAUCCAACCUUGACUUGAUUACUUCAGUGAAUAUACUGACAUAA
Messenger RNA from Microthlaspi erraticum, 1482 nucleotides. NCBI's taxonomy places the organism in Eukaryota, Viridiplantae, Streptophyta, Magnoliopsida, Brassicales, Brassicaceae. The record is from the annotation of a GenBank genome assembly.